ACAGAAUGAGGGUAGUGCGGUUUGCCGGUGAGAUCUGUUGUUUAAGUUUAGUGCUGCAAUGUAAUGUCUUGCUAUUGCUAUAUCUUUUCUUUCUCAUAGAUAGAUUUAGAUCUAUAAACUCCCUUCGUUGCUGAACGCGGUUAAGGUUAUGAUUUAUGAAUGCGAUCUAAUUAAGGCACAAUGACAAGGAGACAAGCAAGUUCCACGAGACGUGGCGGUCUUUCAAGAAUCUUGCAUUCCAAAUCCAAAUCUUCUCCUCUACUCUCCAUAUCCCUUGUCCUCUUUGGAGCCAUCCUUCUCAUCCUUUAUGCUUGUAGCGGGUCAGGUGUUUUGGGAGGAAGAAAGGAUGUGGUUAGCAGGGUUGAAGGUGACUUUUCAUGCACUUUUGAAGUUUCAAGUGCAAUUCCUGUUUUGAAGAAUGCAUAUGGUGGCAGCAUGAAAAAUGUUUUACACGUAGGCCCUGAGAGUUGUUCAGUGGUCGCCAAAUUUUUAAGAGAAGGGGAAACUGAAGCAUGGGGUGUGGAGCCAUAUGACAUAGAGGAUGCUGAUAGGAACUGCAAGGCUCUAGUGCAGAAAGGCAUUGUACGUGUUGCAGAUAUAAAAUUCCCUUUACCAUACAGGGCAAAGUCUUUUUCUCAUGUUAUAGUGUCAGAUGCUUUGGAUUACCUGUCUCCAAAAUAUUUGAACAAAUCUCUUCCCGAGCUAGCAAGGGUAUCUGCUGAUGGUAUUAUUAUUUUUGCAGGCUACCCAGGUCAACGGAGAGCUAAAAUAGCACAAUUAUCCAAAUUUGGCCGCCCGGCUAAAAUGCGGAGUUCAACUUGGUGGCAACAAUUAUUCACUGAAACAAGCUUAGAAGAAAAUGAAGCUGCCGUCAAGAAGUUUGAGCAAGCUGCGUCGAAGAUGUCCUACAAGCCAGCUUGCCAAAUUUUCCACCUCAAUUCAUACCAUUGAUAAUUUGAUUGUUCACCAUAUCCAGAAUUUUAUAUUUUUUGUAUUCCUAUAAACAUGUGAGUAUCACUCAGGCAAUUCUGUUUUACCAGACAUGGACAAGCAUUAAGAUAUGUCUGUUUGCUAAAACAAUACACAAAAUCCAGUAAACAUACACAAAACUAGAAGUAAUUUAGCU
Molecule: messenger RNA, 1126 nt
Organism: Glycine soja
Lineage: Eukaryota; Viridiplantae; Streptophyta; Magnoliopsida; Fabales; Fabaceae
Product: probable pectin methylesterase CGR2
Exons: 7
Coding region: 181-951 (256 amino acids)
Biological process (GO): pectin metabolic process
Molecular function (GO): methyltransferase activity
Source: RefSeq, a predicted model, not a curated record